Messenger RNA from Plodia interpunctella (Indianmeal moth), 3055 nucleotides. RefSeq lists its product as uncharacterized. Bases 50 to 2635 code for a protein of 861 amino acids. The transcript is spliced from 17 exons. NCBI's taxonomy places the organism in Eukaryota, Metazoa, Arthropoda, Insecta, Lepidoptera, Pyralidae. The record is from RefSeq and is a predicted model, not a curated record.
UAGUUUUGUUGAUUUUAUUUGUUUUUUAUUUUUUAUUUUUUUUAUCAAAAUGGAGGUUAUUGAAGAUGGGAAUAUUAUGGACAGGAUCCCUAUUUUAUUACAGAGGGAUUUUGAAUAUUAUCAGAAAAAUCAAACUGUGUUAUCGGAGACAAUUUGUCAGGGAGUGGUUGGCGGGAGGCUGGAUUUCCCGAGAAAUGCAUCAUUUGCUGCUGUGAAAAUUGUAAUCUGGUUGGAAGAAGAGUUCUCUAUUGCUUUCCAACAUGGAUCAGGAAUGUUUGUGGUCACAGAAGAUGUUGAGAAGAGUGAUGGCGGUGUGGCAAAGACCUCGGACCCUGACAAAUUUGUCCAUCUGGCUAUCAAGUCCAGUGAUUUGCUUUUAGAGCAUCUCCACGUCCUAGCGCAAGAAGCCCUAGAUCACGCGGACCUUCCCGUGUUGACCGCAACGCUGGGCGCGGCCGCUUUGCUGAAGAACAGUCUUUAUUGCUACGUCCAACAUGUUGAAGACACUAGCAGUAACGACAAAAUAUCUGCAAUGCAGGCGUGCUACAAACGCUACGUUACAAUGUCGGAGGCGGUCGCAGAAAGAGUUCUAGACUUACAUAGCCGUGUGCUAUCCUUGUAUAUCCUACAAGAUUCCGGAGGCAGACCUAUAGACGAGAACAAAAUGGUGCAACAAACGGGAACGCCUUCUGUUCAGGGUUGGUGGUUAUAUAUGAAUGGGAGUAGAAAAGACUUAUGGGACACGGUUCCGCCCAGGAUGGCGCAGAGGAUAUUUGCUGGGAUGUUGAAUGAAACACUCACUAUAUUGACUGUCCGAUAUUGCCAAACCAACACGACAUCAUCAACGACGCCCCUCCUAUUGAACGAUAUCUUAAAUAUCCUGCUCUGUGUCGCGCAACUUCUGCCGUCAAUAUGCACGAGCGGUUCUGACUUGGCCGGUUUAGACGUCAAGCUGCAGACGCGUGACGUCAGAGACGUCCACGCAAAGUGCAAUGAACUCUUUAAAUGUUUUGUCUAUAGGGGUGCUGAGCUGCAUUUUAUUCAUCAGGUAUUCAAGGAAAAUGAUUCAUUGAACGCCACAAAAGACGGUCCGUACCCAUGGUUCACAUUUGUCAGUCCCAAUCUGUUCGAUAUAAACCAUGACGUCACCAUACCCACUACACACUUGCCAGACAAGACAGCUAUAGGUCUGGAGCUGUUUGUCUUACUUGCACAACCGCAACCAGCCUGCUCAUUGGUUGUCAAGGUGCUGAUGAUGCGAAACUGCUACCUAGCCCGAAUGCUCCUCAUCCACGCCAUAAGACACAUGUCCAUAGACAACUCUCGAUGGCCUGCCGACGGUCUAUGGUACAGUGUGGACGGGAGGCCUAUGAAGUGUGAAGGGUUUUUGUGUACAGCUGAUGGUUUCUGCAAGUUCACUAAAGAUAAGCAAAUUGGGGAAGAAUUCGCUCGUACUGCUGGCGCCCUCACAUAUAUUCUGGCUACGAUAGGAAGUAAGGUGGAGUUGAAGUCUACUCUGUGUUAUGCCUUGGAAAUUUCUGGAAGAGACUGGGCCUCUUGUUUGGAUAAAAGACAGGUGUGGUGCGACCGUAGACCGCCGUGGUUGGCCGGAAUACUCGCAAUAGUGGGAUCGGCGCUGCAGUUCAUGCCUCCGAUAUUAGUUAACGCUGUGCAGAGCGGCGCUUCUAUGUAUCAGACGAUGUCCCUAUGUCUAACUUGCAUCUCCCGAUCGCUCGAUUGCGUGCCGCGUACCUUUAUGAACGCAUGUACAAUCAUUGAGAAAACUUUGCCUUCCCAUAUACACCCUGUGGGCGGAUCUGUUUUAUUACAACUUCUCAUCACUAUUUCCUAUGAAGAAAUGUUGAAUUGGGCCAAGAAAGAGACUUUGAAAGAACAGCAAGUAGCAUUAGCGGCCAAUGGCGACGCGCACAUGAGCCACAGGUCGAAUAAGCCAAGGAAACAUGUGAGGAUUGUCAACCUUGGUAACACAACGACGUCAAGUUCAGUGAGUUUCGACGGCAGUCAUAGUUCGCCUUCGUCUAUCGCUUUAGCCAUAGCCGAAGCUCUAUGCUCCAUAGACGAGGACCACAAACACACGCAAGAGAUAGAACUACUGGUGUCACAGUCUAAGAACACAGUCACGUUGUCCAACCAAUUCGGCCUGGAGGAUUUUCCUGAGUUUGCAGAGAUGUUUGAAGAGGGAGAUGUGCCAGGCGCGAACGCAGAGCGGACAAGUGAUGCAGCGGCUUUGACUACUCAGAUACUGAUGACGCCACCCGGCAGAGAUAGUCUUCGAGUAAUAUCCGACCAUUUACAAGUUCAUGCCGAAAGGAUACACAAGGAGUUAGACAUACAAGAAUCCAGUGAAGUGGAAGUUCCUUUGAAUAAGGCGCCGUUGCUGUAUAUCAUGUUCCAUAUUGGCAGGCGGCCUUUUGACCAGUUUCUCCGUGGCGAAUGGCCUAUGCCUUGGUCUAAAUUGGUUUCUAUGGCGAAAAUCUGGUCUGGUGUAGAAGGAGCGCGUGUCCACAUCAACAGACGGGACGAUAUACGAAACAUAAAGAGUCACGGGAAGUCCAAUAAGCAACUUAUUGAACUAUAUGGCAUGUUUAAGCCAUCUUCUGAAAGCGUGUUGUGAAAAAUUGAUUAAAAUCUCCAAUGUAAAUUUAGAGAUUUGAAUAAUCGCACGAAGAGAUAGCGAGAAAUCUUAAGGAUGAGCUACGAUUUUGUCCAGUUGAGCCAUAAAAUAUCAGAACCAUAAAUUAUUUAAUUUAUAUUAAAAAGUGUUAAAAUAUAUUCUAAUUAAUAAAAUAAUGAUGAUAUAUAUCACGAAUCCAGUAAACAUUCGUACAUGUUCUUAAAAAAUCGUAGUUUGAGAUUUGAAUGGCAAGUUCAGAUAUUACUAUUAUGUUCUCAUUGGAGAUUUUGAAAAUAAAAAAAUGACACCAAUUAAAUGUUCUUGUAGACAAUGAGAAAUUAAUAACGGCCAUUUUUAGAAUAAUUAACGCUUUUCAGUGCACUCAAAAAGUUAAAUUGAAAUAAACGCUUAUUAAAUUAA